This is a messenger RNA of Colletotrichum paranaense, 2568 nucleotides long. RefSeq lists its product as uncharacterized. Lineage: Eukaryota; Fungi; Ascomycota; Sordariomycetes; Glomerellales; Glomerellaceae. Gene Ontology annotation, biological process: telomere maintenance via telomere lengthening; regulation of DNA-templated transcription. Gene Ontology annotation, molecular function: telomeric repeat DNA binding. Gene Ontology annotation, cellular component: shelterin complex. The transcript has 4 exons. Bases 1 to 2568 code for a protein of 855 amino acids. The record is from RefSeq and is a predicted model, not a curated record.
AUGUCGGCAGGCGGAAUCACUUACGAUGGAGUGCCCGGCGCCCGCGGCACUCUAUUCAAGGAUCUGAAAUUCUUUGUUUCGCUUCGCGUACCCGGCAGAGUGAGAAUCCUGGACCUUAUCAAGCAAAACGGCGGCACAAUUGCGAAGUUGGAAACUCAGGCGGAUCACUACAUUACCUACGAUACCGGGCCUAAACCAGCUGGGUCGCUCGAUUGGAAGUUUGUCAGAGAUUCCGUCGACAACGGCGCGGUACAAGAAACGGAUAAAUAUGAGAUGCACCAAACCCCCACAGCUUCGCGUCCUGUUGGUAGCUCUCGUCCUGCUGGUGGCUCCCGUCCUACAGCCAAAUCAGCCAAUUCUGCCCCUACUAAAGGAACCCGCACGCCGUUUAACACCGCCGACGAUGAAAGUCUCGCCAGGUGGGUGCUUUCGCAUGCGGCAAACAAAAAAAGCGGCAAUGAGAUCUAUCAGACAUUCGAGGGAAUAAACAAUCGUCAUACCUGGCAUUCUUGGAGAGAUCGAUGGGUAAAGAAGCUAUCCAAAUUGCCUCCGGCUGAGCUUGAGAAGAUGGCAGCUAAUGCUCCGGAUAUCGCAUUGCCGCCGCCACCGGCAGCCGCGACUCCUUCCAAGCGAUCCCAAGCUACGCGACCAGCAGUGAAGAAGGCGCCUCCUCUGGAUACCCCAAAAAGUGUCUCGCCAUUGCCUCCGGCGAAGGCAGAGGUGAAGGCAACGGUCAGGCCGAGCUCCGCCACCCAUCAGCCAGCCGUCAGAAGGCCAUUGACUCCAGCGAAGAGAGCCAAGUUCACAGAGGCAGAGGAUGACUUGUUGAUCCGCGAGGCAGGCAGGUUUGGCGGUACACCCGACACCAAAUUCUUCAAGAAAUUCUCAGAAAGGCAUUCCAGUCAUUCAGAGGCUGCGUGGAAACGGCACUGGACACAAAUAUUGGAGCCGCGACUUCGGGAGAGCUCUAAGGAAAGCCUUGACGAGAGCGGACUCUUGCCUGAAGAAUCCUCUACAGUCAACAUAAAGACCCGACCGGACACAGCUCCCAGCGGCGAGCCAAGUCGACAAAUAGGACGCCCACAGGACGAGAGGCCAACCGAAUCUAACAGCCAGCCCACGGAGACUUCUGAACCCAAGGCCGUCUCAUCUGGUGCAAGCCCCGCCAGAGAGGAAAUCGACGAAGCGGAACAGUCACGAGAGCCAAAAGUCGAAGAGUCCCAAGCUGUUACGAGACAGGAUUUCUACGACCAACUGUGGGCCUACCGAACAUUCUACCAUAUCGAUACCCAAACCAAUCCCGAGAUCAACGAUCAAUCUAUCGACUUGUGGCUAUUGUGGCAAGCAGUUGGAGACCAGUACCAGAAAGGUGCGGUCGAAAUCGACUGGGCAGCAGUCGCAGAUAAAUUGGGCUUCCACGUUGAAAACGCUCAGUUGGUACAACAAUGCUUUGCAGACCAUGUCGCCGGCUUCGCAGCCAGCGGUGUAUUAGACGAACCUGACGUAGAAUCUGAGGACGAUGAGGUUUUACAGCCCGAGGAUGAAGACGCCGUACCAGAUGUGCAGCUGGAACCUCCACAGGUACAACAAGCGGUCACCCCCGGUGCUUCUAGAAAGAGGCAAGCAAUCGUUGUCGAGACGUCUGGCUUUCCGUCGACACCAAACAGCCGGAAGAAGCGACAGCGCCUAGGCCCAGACGACGAGAUCCCAUCGACCCCCGACGACAAGUUAGGUCUCGCAAGCUUCGGAAACCUUGGCCCUAGCCCCUCGCUCAGUGUCAAACAGUGGACGGCCAGUGAGGAGCAAGUUGAGGGGGCCACAGAAAGAGGCGUGGAGGAAGAAGAGCCCGAAGAGGAUCUAACUGGCAAACCUCGUCGUUUGGAGCCCGAAACACAGGACUUCGGCUUCGAUGAUGCCUUCAACGCAACUGACAAAUCGCAAGACAGUAUCGAGUUCGAUAUUUCACCGUCACAACAGCUUUUGGGCGAGGAAGAAUCCGUGACCCCUGUGCCUCUGUCCUACAAGAGAGAUAAAGGAAAGGGGAUCGACCGGAACCAAUCACCCACUCUUACACCAGUUCAAGAGUGGUCCGCCGAAGAGGGGGAAGGAGAGGAGGAAGAGGAAGAGGAGGCGGAGGAGAAAGGAGCAGAAGAAACAGGCGAAGCCCCGAAAGAUGCCACAGACCGAACCAUGACCGACUCCCAAGAAUCGACAGAUAAGACCGUCGAGCUUCAGGACCUCAUGGACCGGUUUGUCUCGUUUGGCUACCCGCGCGAAGAUAUCGUCUUGGCGCUGAUGGCUACUUCGCUAUGCACACCACUGGCCACAAGUCUGGUGAAGUACUUGAAGGAGCACAAGGACAUUCCCAAUAAUUGGCAAGGAGUGUGGACGAUCAACGAUGACAAACGGCUGAGACGUAUCGAUGCUGCUGGCUCAGAGGGUGGCCCAGUGGAUGCCAAGAUCCAGAAGUAUUGGGAUUACCUCGAGUCGAAGCACACGCGGAUCCGUAUCGCGCAGAGAAGGAAGUUUCUUGCCUAUCUAGAUGAGACCGGGCAGAGCUCUCAAUGA